Messenger RNA from Drechmeria coniospora, 651 nucleotides. RefSeq lists its product as uncharacterized. The transcript has a single exon. The record is from RefSeq and is a predicted model, not a curated record. NCBI's taxonomy places the organism in Eukaryota, Fungi, Ascomycota, Sordariomycetes, Hypocreales, Ophiocordycipitaceae. Bases 1 to 651 code for a protein of 216 amino acids.
AUGUCGGACAGAGAGCAGCAGCCAGAGUCGGCACCGUCUCCGUCGGUGACGGAUGCCGCCGAAGCGUUGGCGCCGCCGCUUCAAGACGGCCGUGACUAUCCCGACGAAUCCAGCUCGGCGCUGCCGCGGGACCCUCCGCCGUUCGAGCCGCUUUUCACCCUCUUGACCAACGUGACGACCAACGCGACUGUCCAUCCGCGCGUGCAAUACCUCUUCUCCGACGAUGACACCUCUGUCCUGUCAAAUGCACCUCCGGCCGGGCAGCGAGCCGUCGUUGUCGAUCUCGCCCCUUCGGCCGACAACGCCCGCUGGGCCGUCUCCUCCACGUCGAGCCUGACGUCGGACUUUGCCAUCACGGGCUCCCGCAUUUCCGGCCCGUCGGCCGACGGAGGUGAUGCGCCCGACUCGGGUGCGUCGGCGGCGACCCUGCGCGUCGAAGGUGUGGAGAGGGAACCCGUGGAUCCGCGAUCGGAUGGUUCGCCUGGCGGCAGCGCUGGCACCGUCGCGGCUGGGAGGGAGGACAUGGUAGCCCUCUCCGACGACUUUCGCCGGAGAAUGGACGUGUUGAGAAGUGUUGUCGGCGAGGGAGAGAAACGCAGAGAAGCUUCUGCGAACCAACAGAUGUCCCUGCGAGAAACUCGGGGUCCGUAA